AUGCUGAAAGGAAAGAAGGCCAAGGGGAAGAAGGUGGUUCUGGUCCCUGCUGCUGUGAAGAAGCAGGAGGCCAAGAAAGUGGUGAAUCCCUUGUUUGAGAAAAGGCCUAGGAAUGUUGACAUUGGACAGGACAUCCAGCCCAAAAGAGACCUCACCUGCUUUGUGAAAUGGCCCCGCUAUAUCAGAUUGCAGCAGCAGACAGCCAUCCUCUAUAAGUGGCUGAAUGUGCCUCCUGUGAUUAACCAGUUCAUCCAGGCCCUGGACCAGCAAACAGCUACUCAGCUGCUUAAGCUGGCCCACAAGUACAGAACAGAGACAAAGCAAAAGAAUAAGCAGAGGCUGUUGGCCCAGGGCUGA
This is a messenger RNA of Symphalangus syndactylus (siamang), 357 nucleotides long. Its product is annotated as large ribosomal subunit protein eL8-like. Lineage: Eukaryota; Metazoa; Chordata; Mammalia; Primates; Hylobatidae. The record is from RefSeq and is a predicted model, not a curated record.